Molecule: messenger RNA, 5027 nt
Organism: Gavialis gangeticus (Gharial)
Lineage: Eukaryota; Metazoa; Chordata; Crocodylia; Gavialidae
Product: tropomodulin-2
Exons: 9
Coding region: 104-1159 (351 amino acids)
Biological process (GO): muscle contraction; pointed-end actin filament capping; myofibril assembly
Cellular component (GO): striated muscle thin filament; myofibril
Molecular function (GO): tropomyosin binding
Source: RefSeq, a predicted model, not a curated record
UGAUAAUUUGUUGUUGUCAGCAGUGAGAGAAACUCCAAGAAGAUUGCCCUGAGUGUUUGACGUUUCCAAGGAAGGGACUGAGUGACACCGUGCAGCAGGAGCUAUGUCUCUGCCCUUCCGAAAAGAGUUAGAGAAAUACAAAAAUAUCAAUGAGGAUGAGAUUCUCAGCAAACUAUCAGAGGAUGAGCUGAAACAACUGGAACAUGUUCUUGAUGACCUUGACCCAGAGAAUGCCCUUCUGCCGGCAGGCUUCCGACAGAAAGAUCAGACCACUAAAGCUGCCACUGGCCCUUUUGACAGAGAGCGAUUGCUUUCGUACUUGGAGAAGGAAGCACUGGAGCACAAGGAUAGGGAAGACUUUGUACCCUUUACAGGAGAAAAGAAAGGAAAAAUAUUUGUUCCUAAAGAAAAGCCCAUUGAGACCCAUACAGAGGAGAAGGUGACCCUGGACCCAGAACUUGAAGAAGCCCUGGCCAGUGCCUCUGAUACUGAGCUCUAUGAUCUUGCAGCUGUUCUUGGGGUGCACAACAUGGUCAAUAAUCCCAAGUUUGAUGAAGAAGGAGCCACUGGCAAAGAUGGAAAAGGAAGCGUGAGAAAUGUGGUCAAAGGUGAAAAGGUCAAGCCAAUUUUUGAGGAGCCACCUAAUCCAACCAAUGUGGAAGGAAGUUUGCAAAGGAUAAAAGCAAAUGACCCUAGUCUCGUAGAAGUUAAUCUGAACAACAUAAAGAAUAUUCCAAUUCCAACACUGAGAGAUUUUGCAAAGGCUUUGGAAACCAACACCCAUGUGAAGACAUUCAGCCUUGCAGCUACUCGAAGCAAUGACCCUGUUGCUAUUGCUUUUGCAGAUAUGUUGAAAGUGAACAAGACACUGAAGAGUCUGAAUGUAGAAUCCAACUUCAUCACUGGGGCUGGUAUUUUGGCAUUGAUUGAUGCUCUAAAAGAGAAUGAAUCCCUGACAGAGAUCAAAAUUGACAACCAGAGGCAGCAGCUGGGUACAGCUGUAGAGAUGGAGAUUGCCAAGAUGCUUGAGGAAAACUCCAAGAUUCUCAAAUUUGGAUAUCAGUUCACAAAGCAAGGCCCAAGAACCCGGGUAGCAGCAGCUAUCACUAAGAACAAUGAUCUAGUUCGUAAAAAGCGAGUGGAAGGAGACCGGCAGUAGCCAAGCCUUGGAGGAUACCAGAGCUACUGAAGGCAGCCAACACUAUGGCAAAUCUCAGACUGUCCACUGGUCAGAAGGGAAGACACUGGAAAAAUAUAUUAGAAUGAGGGUUGUUCAUUUCCGUUACUGUCCCCGUUUAACCUUGAAAAUGCAGUCUGGUUGUUUUUAACUCUCAUAGUUUGAUUUUUAGGAGAAAAACAAAACAAAACAACAUGUUAUUGCAUUACCUGAAGCCAAUAUGGACAACCUAGAGAUCAAGUGUAUGUGUUAAACAUCAGCUGUAACCACAGUAACCUUGCUUUAGACAUUUUAAAAUUUUUUAAAACUUUUUUUUACAUUGAUAAGGGAUUCUCUAUAUAAGGAAGCUCUAGGGCCCAGUCCUGCAAUGCCUUAAGUAUGUGAAUUAUCCUUACUCAUGUGAAUAAUCUCACUAAAAUCAAUAGGCUGCUUGGGUGAGUGAGGACUGCUUAUACCAAGAGAGGUCUGCAGGAUCGUGCCCUUAUGACUCACUCUUCCAAUCACAUCUAGGCCCCUGGGACUCUAUAUUCGUAUGAACGCAUCUGCCUACAGCAGGACCUUGCCUGCCUGGAUCUGAUUGCUGGAGCAGGUCAAGGUUUUAUAAGUAUCAGAGCCUACUUGUUUACAUGCAUUUAAGUUAGGUUGAUCAUGUCAAAAAUUUUACGUUGAUCUUUGUAUUCUUACUCCAUGACAUAAAGUAAAAAUCUUAGUGUUGCCAAACCUAGAAUAACUUCAUAAUGUCAGUUAUUUUUCUAGUUCACUGAGUUAUUUUAUGUUUUUUUUAACAGACUAUAAGUUUUUCAGUCAUAGAGCUCUGUAAUGUAAAGCAGUAUAUUGAGCAGUAUUUGCUUUGCUUUGAACUGCACUCUUGACAUUUUUAUUUUUGGUAUUCUUGUUCUUGUGUUAGUACAAAUGACAGAACUGUUCUCAGGACCUUGUUGAUGAAGACUGAUUAAGCUAUUUAAUCCAAGGCAGUUCUGCUGGCAGAUAGAUAAAAAUCAGGAGAGUAACACAUACUACUCACCUAGUUUACAUUUCUAGGCUCUAAUUCAACAGUCUUUCCUUGUACAACAAAGCACGUAUGUGGGACUUAGGCACAUGUGUACCUGCUUUGCUGAAUAAGAACAGAGAUAAGCAGAUGCUUAAAUUCUUUGCCAAAAUGGGGCCUCAACCCAGGAUUCUGUACAUUUUCCCGAAGAAGUGGAGACUAUGUGUGUGGUCUAAAUUAAACCCAGUGCUUAACAGCAUUUGAACAUGUCAAUGGGAUGUUGUCAAAAGACUGUGCUAAACAUUCAGUUGAAAAGGUAACUUCAUUUUAUUUGCAUUCAGUUUUAUAGUAUUACACCUUAAUUUCCAGCCAUAUGUACAUAUUUUGUCAUUGCCAACUUUUGUGCUUGUCAGGUAGCCAGGGGUUCACCUUGAUCAUAUUUAUGUCCAAUACAAGAGUUAAAGGUGGCUGUUUUUAGCUGGCUUAGCUAUCCCAGUACCAUCCAAAACCUACAGGUCUUUACUUGCGACCAAAGCCUGUGACAUCCUUGAACCAUUAGCCUCUCUUCCAAAGGUCCUCUCCUUAUGGUGUGGGUGCUUGCCUGAGUGUAUGCUGGUGGGUGUGCUGGCUACAGGGAAUACGGAAGAGAAGAUCAGUGACACCUAACAUGUUCAGGCAUCUCAAAGCCUGCAGAAGACAGUGUGUGGGAUCAUCAAGGUGGGGAGUGUGUGACCUGGCUACACAAGAGGUCAGUCAGUGUGUGUGUGGCAUAUUCCUUUCUAAGCCUGGCAGAUUCCUGAGCAGGAUUCCACCUGGGAACUGCUUCAAGCACCAUAAAGUCUCCCUCUGUGCCUUCUACGCUUUUUGGAACAGAGGUGGGAAAUGGCCGCUCUGGUCCCAAGAGAUGCACAGAGGGAAGGACAGAUCUCAGGACAAUGCUCCUGACCAAAUCAGGCACUGAAGCAUGUACUUAAAUCCCAAUGACUUCAAAUUAAGCAAAUACUUAAGAAGUUAAGCACAUGCCUACAUGCUUUGCUGAAUCAGGACCCAUACAUGCAGUAUCCAUAGAGAUAGUGGGGGAGCUUCAGGGUCCCAGGGGGUUUUAGACCUACUUUCUCCUUUGCUGCCCUGUUAGAAACCUUUUUCUCAAGGAGAGGACUGUAAAGGGGCAGCCUGGCCAGUGAGUUUUUCCCUCACCUCCAUGCAGGAUGUGCUGUGAGAAGGGAAGAUUAACAGUCUGUUGGACAUAAUGAGACCUGCAACAUGGACCCAGUCUGGCUUUAAAGGCUCUCGCAUAGGGCAGGCAAGUGACAAUACUGCAUGCAUCAGGGCUAGGCACAUGUUUAUAGGGUUGCAGCAUUAUGCCUCUUGUGAGCAAAAAACUUUGAUUCAAGAAUCCCUGCCCCCAAAGGAUUUCUGAUACCAACACACUUCACCCCAAAGAUAAAUCAGUUCCAGUCCUUACCCACAUUCUCUUCUUCAGCUGUGGCUUGAGCCAAGAGAGGGAAAUGCUCAGUUUUUCUGGGUGUUUUAACACUUUAAUGAUUUAUAUUGGCCCCAUUUUUCAAUGGUGUCUUUUGUGUUCAAGAGCAGCAAAUACAAUGCAUUUGUAGACUUAACCUCCAUUCACAGUGUACGUGUUUGCAUGCAGCUCUUGUAUAAGGGGUGGAUUUGUCCAGCUGCUAUUUGGUGUAUGGAAGCAUGUCAUCCUGGAUAUCUUUGAUCAGAAUCAUGCAAACAGUUGUAUCAUGAGGCAGCUACAUUCAUUUCAGCAAGUCUGGAACAUUUCUCUUGGUUGGCCAACCAUGGGAACCUGCUUGGGGAUAGCCCUGGUGGUGUUGCCUUCCUUUCAUCUUCCAUGACUGCAUGCACCCUGCAGAGGUACUUAUCUCCUAAGGAUAAGACUGCUCCAGCAUUUGUGAGCUUUACCUAUUAAGAGCCUGAUAGCACUAUUAGGCCUAUGCUGGAGUAGGGCACUGGGUCACAUACUCCCUUGCAGGGAUCUGGGGAGCACUGUGCCUCCUGGCUCUUUCCAUUGUACACAGGGAACACAUCAGCACACAGUCCCUCUCUCUGUGGCCAGCUAGCUGGGGUGGGGUGAUAGCCAAGCCUCCUUUCUGCUGCUCUCCAUCCAUUUUGGAGGGUUAACCCCAAACCCCCCAGGUCAUCCUUGCCUUCAGAAUAAGCACAAGGACUGCAGGUAUAGCAAAACUGAGGCAGGGUGAGAAGAAGUCUCCUUUUGGCCUCCUUCUUAAGGCACAUGCAAAUGCGAGCUGGCCACAGUCCAGCUUGAAGCAUUUCAAUCUACGUAUGCAAACAGAAGGGAGUACUCAGUAGACUUACAGCUAAUCUAGCGCCUUCCUGGAAACAACAGGUUAAAAUGCUAACCUUGCUCUACAGUGAGUUGGCCACUAAACUCUCUGCAACUAAUGUGAAGGGGGUUAGAAUGUGAGAGUGUAUUUUAAGUACAGCUUUCAAGCAUAUUCCUAAUCUGGGACACCAGGGCAUAAGCAGAGCCCAGUUUUUAAGCAAACACAUGCAUGAUUGGGAGCUGCUAGUCAGAGUCUAUUUUUGCACAUUGCUUCUCAUGUCAGCAAUUUGGGUUUUGUUUGUCUUUUCUAUAAAAGUUUUAGACACAGAACAGCUGAGCGUUGUGCGUGUCCUGAUGUUCCUGUGUAUUGUAGAGUGCACUAAGGGGAAUAUGGUGUCUGUGUGAAACACUAAGAGAAAAUGCUUUUCUGGAUCAUAAAUGUCUGCAUGUGCACAGCUUGGUGCAUAGCACGUGAGGGAAAGGGAGUCACCAGAAUAUGCAGCAGUGACUCCCAAACAUCUUGGCCUUUUUAAAUAAACCUUCAUGACAAA